AUGAGUGUCGUUGAAGCUCUCGAGGACUAUCACCUUCCUGGUUCUUAUGCCGGUAUUCCCAAGAACCGACAGUGGGAGGACAAUAUCACCGAAUCCGUGUCGCCUAUGGCACUUGUCUCUUCCGUUUUAUUUCCCGGUCCCGCCGAUAGUCUUCUUGUCAAACGUAGUAGCAUCAACGACGAUCGGGGACUCCCUGGUGCGUGGGUGAAAAAAGAACCGGAUUUUCAUGACAACCAUCCCGCCCAUGCCAAGGACGUCACAGUGCAUGCUUCAGAACCCGCAAACAAAAAUGAGGUCGUCGACUCUCCGCCAUCCGACACCCUGAAAGAGUUGCGGCAAACCAUCGUUUCUUUACGUAAAGAAACACAAGCUUUGGAAGACACCAAUAUCAUCUUGCAGAAAAGUAUUCAAAUUGUUGCCAAGAAAAGAGUUCGAGCACAAAAUAAACGACGGAAACAAUCCCAAUGGGUUUGGUGUGAAGGGCCAACAGAGACUGGCACGGCAGAAAGCGAGACGGAUGCAUCGGAAACCGACGGAGAAGAGGAUGCCGACGAAAUAUGGCAGGAUUCCACCGGUGAACCAACUCCCAGUGGCAGUGUGUCUAUCCAAGGAAAACACAAGCAGAACCCACUGAAUCGUCUGGCGGACACUGAAUGGUUCGUGGAUCAGGACGCUUCUAUUAUCGCCAGCCUCACCCACCCCAAUCCUUCCAACUUUCCUGAUCUCAUUCGCGACGGAUUCAGCGAUUGGGAAUGGGUCGACGCCCACUAA
Messenger RNA from Radiomyces spectabilis, 771 nucleotides. RefSeq lists its product as uncharacterized. The record is from RefSeq and is a predicted model, not a curated record. The coding region runs from base 1 to 771 and encodes 256 amino acids. NCBI's taxonomy places the organism in Eukaryota, Fungi, Mucoromycota, Mucoromycetes, Mucorales, Radiomycetaceae. The transcript has a single exon.